GUCAUAUUGGAUAUAUUUACAUUGGAUUCCUUCGUAAUUUAGUUCUCGACUUUCCGGAACGAGGAAUUUUGACAACGUUACCGAAUGAAACUAUAUCUGUCAAAUCAAAAGUUUUGACAUAUACCUUUAGAGCUAGGUGGAGUGAAUAAAUAACUUUUUACUAUCUUAUACAACUUAAUAAAAUUGUUCCAAUGGAACCUAAUAUACCUGGAUCAUCAACAUCUUCAAGGGCUACUAGAUUUAUGAUGGAAGGAGUCGGAGCGCGAGUAAUUCGGGGUCCAGAUUGGAAGUGGGGCAAACAGGAUGGUGGUGAGGGGCAUGUUGGUACUGUGAGGAAUUUUGAGUCUCCUGAAGAAGUAGUUGUUGUGUGGGACAAUGGAACUGCAGCCAACUAUAGAUGUUCGGGAGCAUACGACUUGCGCAUACUGGACAGUGCUCCAACUGGUGUCAAACAUGAAGGAACUAUGUGUGAUACUUGUAGACAGCAACCCAUAUUUGGUAUUCGUUGGAAGUGUGCAGAAUGCAGUAACUAUGAUCUGUGUUCAGUUUGCUAUCAUGGUGACAAACAUAACCUCAGGCACAGAUUCUAUCGUAUAAGUGCCCCAGGAGCUCAAAGGUGUCUUGUUGAACCUAGACGUAAAAGUAAAAAGCAAGCAGUCAGAGGCAUAUUCCCUGGAGCAAGAGUUGUGAGAGGGGUUGACUGGCAAUGGGAAGACCAGGAUGGUGGUAAUGGUAGGCGAGGGAAAGUUAAUGAGGUACAAGACUGGUCAGCAGCGAGCCCUCGGUCUGCUGCAUAUGUUGUGUGGGACAAUGGUGCCAAGAAUCUCUACAGAGUUGGAUUUGAGGGCAUGGCAGAUUUAAAGGUUGUGAAUGAUGUCAAAGGCCAAAAUGUAUAUAAGGAACAUUUACCACUUUUAGGAGAACUGGGUCCAGGUCGCACUGGGCCUCAUGGUUUACAAGUUGGUGAUCAGGUGAAUGUGGAUCUUGAUCUGGAAAUAGUUCAGUCACUGCAACAUGGUCACGGUGGUUGGACAGACGGCAUGUUCGAAUGUCUCGGCACUACAGGAACUGUGGUCGGAAUAGACGAGGACCACGACAUCGUCGUCACAUACCCCAGUGGAAAUAGAUGGACAUUCAACCCUGCUGUACUGACUAAGGUGUGCAGCGGUAACCUGAGUGCCUCUGCGUCGUCGAGCGGUGCGGGCGGCGGCGGGUUCGCAGUGGGCGACCUGGUGCAAGUCUGUGCGGACCAGGAGCGAGUCAAGACGCUGCAGCGGGGACACGGCGAGUGGGCGGAGGCUAUGGCACCAACACUUGGCAAAAUAGGUCGCGUUCAACAAAUAUACCAUGACAACGACCUCAAGGUGGAGGUGUGCAAUACAUCGUGGACGUACAACCCUAACGCCGUCACUAAAGUCGCGUCCUCCGACGGGAGCAUCCCUGGCAACUCAUCAGGGGAACGUCUGUCAGCACUAUUGAAGAAGUUGUUUGAAUCCCACGUGACGGGCGAUGCUAACGAGGAGCUAGUGAAGGCGGCCGCUAAUGGCGACGCGACGCGCUGCGCUGAGAUACUCGGACGCACUGAUGCCGCGCAUGUUGAUGUUAACGGCUUCUACGGGGGACAUACUGCUUUACAGGCGGCAGCGCAAAAUGGUCACGUAGAAGUGAUCCGGGCGCUGGUAGAAGCUGGGGCAGAUGUAGACGCAGAGGAUCGCGACGGAGACCGCGCCGCUCACCACGCGGCCUUCGGGGACGAGCCGGCCGCACUGCGCGCGCUGGCCGUGGCCUCCGCCGACCUCAACGCCCGCAACCGCCGCCGCCAGACGCCACUACAUAUCGCUGUCAAUAAAGGCCACCUUGGCGUCGUACGCACUCUACUGCAACUCGCCGUGCAUCCUUCACUGCAGGAUUCAGAAGGCGACACUCCCUUACACGAUGUCAUUUCGAAGAAACGUGACGACAUGUUGACUUUAUUGUUGGAGCAUGGAGCUGACAUGACUCUUACGAACAACAAUGGUUUCAACGCUCUGCACCAUGCAGCUCUGCGAGGCAAUCCAAGGUAA
Spodoptera litura is the source of this 2063-nucleotide messenger RNA. RefSeq names its product E3 ubiquitin-protein ligase mind bomb 1 (gene mib1). Gene Ontology annotation, biological process: endocytosis; protein ubiquitination; Notch signaling pathway. Gene Ontology annotation, cellular component: cytoplasm. The record is from RefSeq and is a predicted model, not a curated record. Gene Ontology annotation, molecular function: protein binding; zinc ion binding; ubiquitin-protein transferase activity. NCBI's taxonomy places the organism in Eukaryota, Metazoa, Arthropoda, Insecta, Lepidoptera, Noctuidae.